Messenger RNA from Camelina sativa (false flax), 669 nucleotides. Its product is annotated as protein EARLY FLOWERING 4. NCBI's taxonomy places the organism in Eukaryota, Viridiplantae, Streptophyta, Magnoliopsida, Brassicales, Brassicaceae. Gene Ontology annotation, cellular component: nucleus. The record is from RefSeq and is a predicted model, not a curated record. Gene Ontology annotation, biological process: entrainment of circadian clock; positive regulation of circadian rhythm.
CAGAAGAUAUUUACUAUAAAUAUCUGAUUUCUCUCACACUGCGAAAAUCCAAAACAUAAAAACAAAAAAAAAAACAAAAUUAUUAUGAAGAGGAACGGCGAUACGAAACGGCGGAGGAGCGUGGCGGAGGAAGCAGAGCAUGGAGGAGAAGAUCCGGCGAUGUGGGAGAAUCUUGACCGGAAUUUCAGACAAGUGCAAUCAGUUUUGGACAGAAACAGAUCACUCAUCCAACAAGUCAACGACAAUCACCAAUCCAGGAUGGCUGAUAACAUGUCGAAGAACGUUGCUUUGAUUCAAGAACUCAACGGAAACAUCUCUAAGGUUGUCAACAUGUACUCUGAUCUCAACACUAGUUUUGCUUCGGGGUUUGGAAAGAACGGCCACGACGGUGGUGGCGCUGCCGGAACCAGAGCUUGAUGAAACCCGGAAUCCUAUUGUUUUCUUCUUAGUUGGACCGGCCGGUUUGAGAAUUUUGAAUCGGUCCGGUUCUAGCUAUGAUAAAAAAGUUAUUAUAUAUCUUAGUUUUUAUUGCAAUGAUUGUCGUUAGAAUAAUCCGUGUGGGAGCAAACCCAUCUAUUGGGUUAUUUUAAUUAUGGUUUCGAGUCUUUUUCAAUGUGUCUCUACUGCAAUUUCUCUAAUGAUAAUAAUAAGAAUUAGAUUGCUUAUCUU